UGCCUAAGAGAGGCUGACCUGUGGUCAGUUGGGGAGCGGGAAGCUCACUUCUGAUAGAUGGGCAAACCCCAGGGUUAUAGAGCCUUGCCUGUGUCUGUUUUCAUGGUGUUUAUUCAGCGCUGGCUGUUGUUGACCUGACAACGCCAAGGGAACCUGGACUUCCAGGCUUUGAACACCAGGGGGCGCUGCAAUGCAGCAGUGGUGCUGUUUAUUUUCAGAGCCUGAUUGCCUAGAAUUGCUUGUUUUGUAACAGUCACCUUGAAGCUUCUAAGAAAGCCUUCUGUUCCUGGGACAUACUGACUCAUGGGAUUCUUUAGAUAAUCAUUCUUUUCUGAGAAUGGAUUUGAUCUGGAAAUAACACAAAUGGUGUUGGAGCCAAAUCUGGUGAGGUAGGUGUUUUUUGAAAAGUCAAGUGAUUGUUUCUGCUUGACAGCUCUGAACCGAGACAGGCUUUCCCUGAUGGUUUGAGGAUUUGUUUUGGCCCUGAUCUCAAGAAGCGCCUCCAGUCUCUGAAGUAGUUGGAGGAGUCCAGAAAGAGUUAGGGGUCACCACGGUUCUCUGCCAUGAGUGUAGGCCUCCCUGCCCUGCCAAGUUCAGGGUGUUGACUUCAAGGAAAGCCAGAGUGGUAAUCAUGAAUUCUCUUCACCCCGUGGUUUCAGGUUGUGGAUCAUUAUGAAAACCCUAGAAAUGUGGGCUCCCUGGACAAGACAUCUAAAAAUGUCGGCACAGGCUUGGUGGGUGCUCCGGCAUGUGGAGACGUCAUGAAAUUACAGAUUCAAGUGGAUGAAGACGGCAAGAUUGUGGAUGCCAGGUUUAAAACAUUUGGCUGCGGUUCUGCGAUUGCCUCCAGCUCCUUAGCCACGGAAUGGGUGAAAGGGAAGACGGUGGAGGAAGCCUUGACCAUCAAAAACACGGAUAUCGCCAAGGAGCUCUGCCUGCCCCCCGUGAAACUGCACUGCUCCAUGCUGGCAGAAGAUGCAAUCAAAGCUGCCUUGGCUGAUUACAAACUGAAACAGGAAGGCAAAGGAGAGACAGAGGAGAAGUGAGCGGGCGGGGCUCCGGCCGGUCAGGCAGCCACACCCCACCCUGCACACCCACCUAGACGGGCAUGCACCCAGAUGCCCUCGGAAGCUGACACGCACACAGUAUCUGCCAUUCACAUUGUCACUGAUGCUGGCAAAAUGCACUCUCAAUUCUUCUGAAUCCCAUGGUUUCUUUCAGCAUACUCUGAUGGCCUUAAUGCACUUAGUGUAUAUUUUGAAUUCUGUAUAUGGGUUCAGAACUAGAAUCAGUCAUAAAUUUUGAUAACCUGAAAAGUGCAUAAAUAUUUAAUCUAACCUCAGUCUGUUUGAGGGAAGAUUACCAGCAGAAUGCCUUGUUUGAUUGUUUGAUAGGACUAGUUGUUGUACAUAGAACAGAUCUGCAUAUAUAUAUAUACACACACACAUAUAUACAAUAAUAAAAGAAUGUAAUGUAA
Molecule: messenger RNA, 1477 nt
Organism: Dipodomys ordii (Ord's kangaroo rat)
Lineage: Eukaryota; Metazoa; Chordata; Mammalia; Rodentia; Heteromyidae
Gene: Iscu
Product: iron-sulfur cluster assembly enzyme
Exons: 4
Coding region: 762-1046 (94 amino acids)
Biological process (GO): iron-sulfur cluster assembly; intracellular iron ion homeostasis
Cellular component (GO): cytoplasm; mitochondrial matrix
Molecular function (GO): ferrous iron binding; 2 iron, 2 sulfur cluster binding
Source: RefSeq, a predicted model, not a curated record